ACAGUUAAAUGUGUAAUUCAGUUCUGAAAAAAUAUUAUUAGUAUUUCAGUUAAAUUAAUAUUUGUUUUGUAAUGCUUAAAUGUCACGCAAAUCCGUUCUUUUUUGUGUUAAGACACUGUUUUCUUUUUUUGUUUUUUUUUGGAAAACGUAAUACUUAUUUUCUAUUUUUAAAACUUGAUUACAUUAACAACAUGUUUUGCAACAUUGCCAUUUCUUAAAUGUUCUUCUAUUUAUCUCUUCCAACAGAGUAUGCAUUGUAUAAACGAUACAAGAAUUGCUGAAAUAUGGAUAGUAGGCCUACAAAUGAAUACAGAAACAGCAAUACUACUGUUCUUUAGUAUAUUGACAAUGUAUAUCUUUAUUCUUAUAGGAAAUUGUUUGAUUGUAAUAAUGGUUCUGUCUAGAGUCCAACUUCACUCUCCAAUGUACUUCUUUCUUUGUAGUUUAUCAUUAUGUGAAAUUAUUUUUACCAGUAACUUGAUACCUUUGCUUUUGUAUACUCUAUUGAAUGGGGGAGCUGCUGUAUAUUUGAGUAGUUGCUUGGGACAAUACUAUCUUGGUGCAUCUCUAGCAGUAACGGAGUGUUUUCUUCUUGCAGUAAUGUCAUUGGACCGCUACUUGGCAAUUUGUAACCCUCUCCAUUAUACAUUAGUUAUGAAUUUGAAAUUAUGCCUUGAACUAAACAUGGUGUCAUGGACAACUGGAUUUGCAAGCAUGCUGACAGUAGUCAUCUUGAUGUUUCAGUUAGAUUUCUGUGGACCAAAUGUAGUUGAUCAUUAUUUCUGUGAUUUUGCUCCUAUUUUAGAGCUUUCUUGUUCAAAUAUAUUUGUUAUAAAAACUGAAGGCACUCUGUGGACAUUUUUUAUAACAAUAUUCCCAUCUGCAUUUAUCGUUGGAACUUAUGUUUGCAUUAUCCUUGCCAUCUUUAGGAUCUCAUCAUCUACAAAGAGACAGAAAACUUUUUCCACAUGCAGUUCUCAUCUGAGUGUUGUGUGUUUGUUUUAUGGAUCACUGAUUAUACUGUAUGUGAUACCUCACCAGGGCCUUUCUAGUUUAAAUCACAAAUGUAUGUCUCUAAUUUACACUGUAGUUACCCCUUUGCUUAACCCCAUCAUUUACAGCUUUAGAAAUCAAGAGAUUAAAUUAGUUUUGAAAAAAAUGUUAACUGAUUUAAAGCAGUUGUUAACCUUUAAAUUAGCUUUUAGAAUGACGUAA
This is a messenger RNA of Xenopus laevis (African clawed frog), 1215 nucleotides long. Its product is annotated as olfactory receptor 11L1-like. NCBI's taxonomy places the organism in Eukaryota, Metazoa, Chordata, Amphibia, Anura, Pipidae. The record is from RefSeq and is a predicted model, not a curated record. The coding region runs from base 250 to 1215 and encodes 321 amino acids. The transcript has a single exon.